Molecule: messenger RNA, 1887 nt
Organism: Ogataea philodendri
Lineage: Eukaryota; Fungi; Ascomycota; Pichiomycetes; Pichiales; Pichiaceae
Exons: 1
Coding region: 1-1887 (628 amino acids)
Biological process (GO): cleavage in ITS2 between 5.8S rRNA and LSU-rRNA of tricistronic rRNA transcript (SSU-rRNA, 5.8S rRNA, LSU-rRNA)
Cellular component (GO): nucleus
Molecular function (GO): polynucleotide 5'-hydroxyl-kinase activity
Source: RefSeq, a predicted model, not a curated record
AUGUCGAGGUCUUCCAUCAGUGCCUUUGCUGCUCUGAGCACUGUUGAUGAUGACGACGACGAGUUGAUCAGGUACGAGCAGUCUGAUGAGGAGACCCAGACGGCUGUUGCGGACGUUGGACAGCAGGAGGUGCCUGUUGCGCAGCCGUAUGUGCCAGCCGUUUCUGCAGCGACCAAUGCUUCUGUGGUGAUCAAUUGCUCCAGGUUUACUCCUACGGCUCAGAAUGUCAUUUAUGGAUCGGAUUAUGUGAUUGUUGGGCUGAAUGCCGGGGAGUUUCUCAUGGUUAAGGGACAAUAUAGCCUGAAAAUUCAGCGAGGAGCAGUCCAGAUAGACUCUGUGCUUUAUCACUCGAGUCAGGAACCGAUACAGAUCCACGCAUUACCGAUUUCGAGCAUUCCGAUAAUCUCUGCGGCCCAGGUCACCGACCACAGUUUGGUGGAAGACACCAUCAGCCCCGAAAACGAGCAUCUAUUCAGCUCUGAGUACAAAUCUGUGGUUAGAAUCGAUAAUGUUUUCGACGGCUUGGAGAAGCUCGGUCUUCUCUAUCCGCAGUUGAAGAAUAUCCAUCCUAAUAGAGAGGACAACGACGAGUUUGUUGGCUCGGAGUUUGAAAAAUCAUUUUACAGCUACUCAUUCCGACUAUUACAUACACCGAGCAACAAUCUUGGAACAUACAUCAACAAGGACUGGAAAUCGGCAUUGAAUGGACUGGUCGAAGACGCAGAAGCUAGCCAGAGCAUACGAGUUUUGGUUAUUGGAGGUAAAAAUACUGGCAAGUCCACAUUUCUACGACUUUUACUUGAUCAGAUCCUUUCUAGAGAACUCGGAAUCACAAAGCUUUUGGACAUUGACCCAGGACAGCCUGAAUACUCUCUUCCAGAUAGCAUUUCACUGACAUCACACGAAAACCCAAUUCAUGGUGUCUAUUUCCCGUUCACCCGCAAAACCACUACGGAGGCUCGGUUUAUUGGAUUCAACAGUCCACAGCGACAACCGUUGCAGUACAUUUCACAGCUAAAGCAACUGGCAGAGCAGGUCAACAUGGACUCGGACUUGCUGCUAAUCAAUUCCCCUGGAUGGAUCAAAGGGUUUGGCAUAGAGAUUCUUAAGGAACUCACUGCAACCGUCAAUCCUACGCAUCUUGUAUACCUUUCACAUGGUCGCGACGACGAUAACGAACUUCUCAACAGUCUGAAGUACGAGAAACUGGUGUUCGUUCCUGCAUUUACCUCGCGUGGAUACGACAUUGUGCGUUACUCGCCCACACAGAUACGCAACUUUAGAUUUCUGUCAUAUUUCCACUACAACUACCAAGAGAAACGGUUUGAUUUUGAGCCGUUGCUUGCCAAGUCACCGUACAAGGUGAGCUACAUCGACACAGGUAAAAGGGACAAGAUUCUGAGCUUUUCGGGACUGACAGGGGUGUUUUUCCUGGAUUCGGCAAACAUCAACCAGCAGGACCUAAUUGAGUGUCUGGAAACCCAGAUCGUGGCCAUUUUCGAGCUCGAGUACGACGAGUUCCAGAAUUACUACGACGAGAUGAGCGCACGGGGACAGAUCGACUCUUUGGAGCCAUACCCCAACCUGUUCCGUGGCUCUUUAGACCCUGCUACCGCGAUUUUCCGCGGCCUGGCCUUGAUCCACUCCAUCGACACAGAAAAUAAGUUCAUCAACCUGUACACACCGAUCAAGAUCUCCAACCUUGUGGCGUCGCUGGCUGCCAACGAAACAAAGCUGAUUCUGGCCAAAGGGCGGUCUGAGAUGCCAUGGGAAGAGAUUGUGCCGAAAAUGGUGUCCAAAUCUAGACUGCCGUACGUCUCCUAUACGAGUUCCGGCAAGGGAGCGAAGUCCGUCAAUGUCAGACGCAAUAUCCAGCGCAAGAAAUAG